AUGGUGCUAUAUCGAAAACGAGAAGAUCUCACGGACGUCGAGAUUGCCAAAGCCGACGACCUCGCCCAGGAGACCUACCAUCGGCUACUGACGGCUUUCACGGCGAAGGCCCUCACGAACUACUUCCACAUGAUCGGCUCGGGCCACAUUACUGCUUAUUUGCGAAAGUACCGGAACUUGUACCGCUACUCGAACCAGGGCUUCGAGAGCGUGAACCACUUGAUCAAGCGCUUCUUCCUCACGCGGACGCAGCGCGGCGGCCACUGCGGCCACGAGGCGACGCGGGCGACGCGCGUCGCCGCGCUGGGCAAGUGGAUGCAGCGGCGGAUGAUGUGGCUCACAGGCCUGGUCAAGCCCGGCGAGCUCAAGGUCAUCGGCUGGAAGCAGAAGCGCGUGAUAGACUGGUAA
Molecule: messenger RNA, 408 nt
Organism: Pelagomonas calceolata
Lineage: Eukaryota; Pelagophyceae; Pelagomonadales; Pelagomonadaceae
Source: the annotation of a GenBank genome assembly